AUGUCGUGGGUGGUGGUGAGAUGGCCUGGAGUGUGGGUUGUCUAUCGCGGCCUUAUCGGCUCUCAAGAGGGCCUGGUUGUGCCUCCGCGGUCUGAGGUUCAGAGUGUGUGUCGUGGUCUGUGGGAGCGGGUAACAGCCGGUUCCUGUGUAAAACAUGCAUACAUUUACAAUGCAACAUUAUAACGUUAUAACAUUUGAACAAAUUGUUAAUGCCUUGAGCAGAGGUAUCAAAAAAAAAAAAGGAAGGGGGGGUCAGAGGGAGCAGUGGUCUGAGCUGGUGCUCUCUAUCACAUGUAGGAAUUGUCCCGUAGGUCCACGGUUUAUCCAAAGAGCGGUCGUGUACGUCUAUACCUAGUCUGCGGUUCGGCGUCCGGUCAACUGGUUAGGGGUCGGUCUGCCUUUGAUCAGGGUGUGUGUGAGGCCUGGGAGCAGGUGGGGCAGUGUUGUGUGUGGUUGCUGCCGGCUAGUCGUGCUUGAUGUGGGCAUGCGCUGUGCAUGUGAUGGUGGUGCUUGUCCCUUGUCCGUGAGUCAUGUGUGUGGAGCGUCCCUGGCUCCUUGCCCCGUCUGGCAUGUGUAGGGCUAGUGGGGCCAUGGUAUCGGUCAUGUGCCUGUUGUCGGGAGGUCGGGGAUGGGGGGGUCAGCGGUUGCUGCCGGUGUAUGGUCUCCGUCAGUCAGAGUGCGGGGUGCAGGUCAUGCCGGAGGGGCGGGUUUGUCGGUCCCCCGUCGCCCCGUCAUUCCCGUCACCCCCCCCUCCCCCCCGGAACCCCCCCCCCAUCCCAACUUCUGGGUCCCUGCCCGCCCCGUUGGAGGUUGUCUGUGGGCGAUAAGCGCUUCACAGGAUGUUUAGGGGAUCGUGUGUAUGCUGCCCCCUUUAAACCAUACUUGCGGUGUACGGCCCAAUGUCCAAGGCAUAGAGUCUCAUGGUGAUGGGGUCCUGUGGUGGUAGGUGCCCGGGAGGGGGGUGCCGGAGAGGAGAGUCUUGUCAGGUGCCUUCUCCCGUUCAUGUCAAUCGGCGUGUCGGGGGGAUUGUCUCUGUGCAUGUUCCUCGGUGCUGGAAACUUUGGUGUAGCCUGUGAUGGUGUGGCCUUGAGGAUAUGUUCCUGUGGUGCCGCUGGGAGUCCGGGCGAUGUCGGGUGUGCUCUGGGGCUGGAGCCGGGGGUAGGCUCGGCGUUGGGGUGUUGUCGCCGAGCUCGCCGGGGCCUGUCCAUGCUGGUGCGUCUUCCGCCCUUUGGUUGUGGUCAGGGUCGUUCUGUGCUGUCUGAGUGGUCUAAGUGGUGCUGGUUUCCCCGGAUCCGGAUUGAGCGCCUUCUGUGCAGCGAUGCAACUGUAUAAUAUGUCUGUGCUUGUCGCUGGCUGUUGGUGGGUCCGGCGGGGCAUAGGGGAGCCGGUGAGACAAGGCAAGCUGGGGUGAGAGUGGGGUGUAGGGGACGCGGGGUCGGAUAGAUGUGUCAGCGCCACCGUCCCCCCAACCCUCAGGUUCUCCUAACGUGUUGCGCCUGGAUUCUGCAGUGCCGUGUUGCGAUGGGGACGGUCACCGGUCCUGGCGGGCGGGUUAUUGCUCGGUGGUUGUCGUGCUGAGGAUUCGGCGUUGGAGUGAGGUGUUUCUGGGAUUUGCGGUAAGUUCAGCUGGGUCAGAAGCGCAGGGAUUUCUUCCGGUCUUGUGAGGGAGUGGAACCUGCCAUCUUUGCGUAUAAUUAUUUUGAAAGGGUGACCCCACGCGUAGCGGAGGCCGUGGCUGCUUAGGUGUUGUGUGAGUGGGCGUAGUUCUCUUCGGCGUUUCAAGGUGGUGGGAGCCAGGUCUUGAUAUAGUUGUACUGGCGCUCCCUCUACCUCGAUGGGGGUAUCCCUGGCUGCGCGCAUUAUGCGCUCCUUGAUGUGAUAGAAGUGGAGGCGCACCACUAUGUCCCUGGGUACGGCAGCGUUGGUGCUUGGGGCUCUGAGGGCUCGGUGUGCCCGGUCCAUCAGUAGGUCAGCUGUUGUAGCCUCCGGUAGGAGGUGUUGAAAUGCCUCCGUGAGGGUGUCAGUGAGUAGGUCGGGCGACACCGAUUCAGGGACGCCCCUGACCCUGAUAUUGUUCCUACGUGUUCUAUUAUUUAGGUCUUCGUUGGUGUCUUCGAGGGAGCGUAAUUGAUCUCUCAGGUGCAGUAUUUCACUGCCAUGGGCCUGCACGAUCUCCUCUGUGUCCGCCAUUUUGGCCUCUGCGGCCUGUGCACGGGCUGACAGGUCUGCCAUACCUUCUAGUAUGGGGCAAAGACGUUUGUCCAGUUCUUCGGCCACAGAUUGUUUGAAGUCAGCCAGGAAGCCCUGCAUGUCCCUCCUCGUCAGCGGUGCCUCCGUCCUCUCCGAGGGUGCCUGGCUGCUCAUUUCGGAGUCUGAGUCCGACGGGAGGGGCUCCAAAGAUGGCGCCCGCUGUUGUUCAGGCUUCUGCCUGAAGAUCGGUGCAACGGAGGAGUUGCGGGCUUUCUUCCCUCCGCCCAUGGGGAGGGUGAGUGUGGGUAUAGGGGGGGGGGGAACGUGGGGUGUUUUCGGGGCUCAGGUGCUGCUGAUAGCGGUGGUUUCAGGCUAGGCCGCGGCGGAGCUCAGAGUUUAUGCGGCCAUUCACUCGCGGGGUUAGGCUCCGCCUCUCCUGACCAUAUAGUGUUAAAAACACUAUUUAGCCCCCUGACCACCCUCUUACCCCCAUUAAAUAAAUUGAAUAUUUAACUUUUAUUCUAGCUCUGCCUCCUUGGCUAACAUCAACAGAAUUGAUGAGCUCACCCGAAGUGCUUUACUAUAGGAGAGCAUUGGAUUGGCUGCGAUUGUCAAUUCUGAUAAUCUCAGCCAGGAAGGUGGUGGAGCCAAAUAACUCAAUGGCAAAUCAGCAUCCUGAAUCAAUGCAUCUCUAUGGGGAAAGGUGAAUCAAUGCAUCUCUAUGGGGAAAGUUCUUCAUGCACAGCGUGGAGACGCUGAACGUCCGACACUGACCCAGGAAGCAUCUCUAGUGGCCGUCUAAGUGACUGCCAAUAGAGGUGUCCCUAGGCAUUAAUGUAAAAACUACCUUUUCUCUGAAAGUAUUGGUCACAUGACAGAGUUCCACUCAAUUAUUGCUGCAGAAGCACCUUAAGUGGAAGACAGCUACCAGAGGUGUGUUUAACCCUGCAAUGUAAACAUUGCAGUUUUUUCAAACUGUAGGGCCACUUUAGGCUAAAACUACAGGGCCACUUUGAGAUGAUGUGGUCCUUUUAAUUGCAUGUUUUCCAGGUGAGAUUUAUAUGCCAAUCUUGUGUUCAGAUCUAAAUAUUAAUGAAGCACGACACCUGUGGUUGCACUGAGGAGUAUUCACAUUUAAUGAUUGAGUAGAAAUUUCCAUUUGUAGGUUUUGUAUUAAAUGAACGCUAUAAACCAAACAGGGAAGUUUAAAGAUAUUAGUGACAACCAGGCUAGGUGGCAUAAAAUACACCUUUGCCAUAAAUAGUAUCUGGUCCACCCUCAACUGUUUCUUGUACAUCUUCGGAAUCUUUACAUAAAAUGUAUCUGCUUUUUUUUUUGUUUCUUUUCUUCAAAUUAAGAUAUCACACCAGCCACAUUUGAAACACCAUCUGGAGUCCCAGGUACACCGUCCUUAAUUGCUAAACGUGGAUUAGGCGAUGAAGGUGAGAUAUUCUUAAUGUUUUAAUAGAUCUAACGUUUCAUUUUAUCCACAUUUCCAUUUACAGGAUUGUAUGUCCUGACACAGGAACACUAUAGUCACCAAAACAACUUUAGAUUAAUGAGGCAGUUUUGGUGUAUAGAACAUGCCCCAUGCGGCCUCACUGCUCAAUUCUCUGGCAUUUAGGAGUUAAAUCAAUUUGUUUAUGAACCCUAGUCACACCUUCCUGUAUGUGACUUGCACAGCCUUCCUAAACACUUCCUGUAAAUAGUCAUCUAAAGUUUAUCCUUUCUUCAUUGCAAGUUCUGUUUAAUUUAGAUUUUAUUAUCCCCUGUUAUGCUAAUAGCUUGCUAGACCCUGCACGAGCCUCCUGUAUGUGAUUUAAAGUUCAAUUUACAGAGCAAGAGAAAAAAAAUUUACGGUAAAUUACAUCUAAAUGAAAGUGAAACCAGUUUUUUUUUUUUUUUUUCAUGCAGGCUGUGUCAAUCAUAGCCAGGGGAGGUUUGGCAAGGGCUGCAUAAACAGAAACAAAGUGAUUUAACUCCUAAAUGGCGGUGAAUUGAGCAGUGAAACUUGAGAGGCAUGAUCUAUAUACACUAAAACUGUUUAAUUAAGCUAAAGUUGUUUAGGUGACAAUAGUGUUCCUUUAAUUAUAUAAUUUUGUAUGUAAUGCACAGCUUAGUAGAGAUGAGUACGGUACUUGCUGCAGUGCAUUAUACUUCUGUCCAAAUAGGUAAACAUUUGAAGAUAGUGUGUUUUUGUUUUUAGUAAAAUAUAGGUUUACCUUUGUAAAUGUUGUGUAAAGUGAAUAAGGCUUGGAUUGUGAGCACUGUAAAAUAUUCCUAUACAUUAAUUCCAUUCCUCCUUGUGAGAUUGCUUUGAGAACCCUGUUAAGACAAAGCAGAAAAUAUAGCUACAUUUAGGACAGAACAGUUGUUUGCUGCUAUAUCUCCCCAUCUCUUUCUCAAAAUAGCAAAUCAACAUGUAUUCUAGUUAUUUGUAUAAUAUUUUGUAAUUUGUCCAGUUGUAAAAAGUGUAGUGAACCAAAAAAACAAAUAGAAAUAGAGGGACAAAAAAAAUGAAUCAUGUAAAAGCAAAAUCUGCUUUUAAUCUCAGUGACUAAGCUGCCUUAAAAUAUCUUUAUCUUUAAAUAUAUUCAAAGGUUUGUAAUGAUCUAUAUUGGCCACUACUCUUAUGCUGAUCAGUUUGUUUUUUUGUUGUUGAACUAGUUAGUGAGAAAACAGAUGAAGAUGGAGACGAGCUCCCUGGCCUGGACAACUUUCUGGCAAAACACACAAGUGAGGAUAAUGCUUCAUUUGAACAGAUCAUGGAGGUGGCAAAGGAGAAGGAGCGAAGUCGAAAUGCAUGGCUUUAUGAAGCUGAGGAGGAAUACAAAAAGGUAUCUAAAGUGAUCUGGAAAUUCUGAACUUCCCCAGGCAAGGGAAUUAAUGUAACUCUCCAAGCACCAUAACCACUGCAGCUUAUUAUUGUGGUUUUGGUGUCACGAGUUCUCUAGUGUCAAUUUUCCCCUUCCUUGUAAAUAGUCAAACCAUAUUUGAAAUUGCUGAAAAACAAACAAGUGAAUAUAAAUGCGCUUAUAAUAAAAGGCCUCUAAUGAAAUUUAUAGGACGCGACAAAGUUUUUGUAAAAGAGCAGCACUCUAAACAGUGUUACAGCUCAAAAAAACACACAAUAAAUACAAGAAAUCUAUAUAGGUGCGCUGUGUCUUUAAGACAAAAAGUUAUUUUAAAGUGCAGCAAGUGAUUUAAUGUGCAAUUUGCAUUAUAGUGUAUAAUAUUUCAUAACACAUAUAUUGUGCACAUAUAUGCAAAACUGUGAUUAAAAUACACAAAACACUCCCUCUAAAAUUCUUAUGCUGGUUAUCUCCAUGUAUCUAUCUAUGUAUAUGUGUGUGUGUGUGUGUGUGUGUGUGUGUAUAUAUAUAUAUAUAUAUAUCUCUAUCUCUCUUCCUUUCCUUUCCUUCCCUUUUCCCCUUCCCCCUCCCUCCCUCCCUCCCCAAAUAUCACUCCCCAAAUAUCACUCCCUCCUGGGGUAGAAAAUAACAGACAGUCGAUCCUCUUCACAGAUUUAUUGCACAAAAUACCAUAUGGCAGCUUUGUCCAGAACCUCCCCCCCCUUGCAUUGCAACAGUUCAGGUUUCAAAAGUAUAAAACUGGCUUCUUUCUCUAAGGGUAAAUAUUCAAAUGCAGACAAUGUAUUAGAUUUAAAAGUUUGUAUUUAAUAUUUAUUAAAGCAUAUUAGCUGAGUGGUCAGCUGAUGCUCUCAGCCAAAAAAAAAGUCCUGCGUUGUAGAUCAGGAUAGCUAACGGAGGUUCCCUCUUUCCAGCAUUAGUAGUGGAAGUGAAGAGCAGCACCUGUCGAUCCACAGAUAAGAUGUCAAACCAUUUUCAAAUAUGAGAAAAUGGCACCUUGCUUGUGACCUACACAGCUUUCCAAAACACAUCAUGUAAAGAGAUAUCUAAUGUUUUUACUUCUUUUAUAUCGCAUUCUGUUUCAUUUAGAAUAGUUUUUUCUUUUGAAUUGUUAAAAGCCUUCUAGAUGCUGCAUGAGCCUCCUGUGCGUGAUUAAAGUUCAAUUUACAGAGCAGGAGAUAAAAACUUCUUAUCAAGUUAACAUCUGGGUAAAAAUGAAACAAUUUUUUUUAAUUUUAUUUCAUGCUGCUGUGCCUGUCACAGCCAGUGGAUAUUUGGCUAUGGCUGCAUGGAUUGAAACAAACGUGAUCUAAUUCUUAAAUGGUAGAGAAUAGAGCAGUGGUCUACACACUAAAACUGCUUUAUUAGGAUAAAGUUGUUUUGAUACCUUUAGUGUCUCUUUAAUACAAAUAUAAUAAUAAUUACUUUUCAGUAAUUCUGCUUCUUUUGUUAGCGGCAACAAGAGAACUUGGCACUACCGUCCAUGGAGAAACAGGCCAUUGAGUGUGGAAAGGCUGGCCUGGAUACUUGGGAAUACAAGACCCACAAUUCUUUGAUGUAUUAUCCUGCAGGUAUUUUCACAUAACUGUCUAUGAUUUUACAUGCUGUUUAUUUAUAAACAAACAAGUGCAUUUGUAAAAUAUUUAGACCCUUUUAAUGUUACAGCCUUGAGGUUUAAUUGUGUAAAUGCUUUUUUUUUAAAAAAAUUUAAUUUAUUUUUUUUGCAUCAAUUUACAAUCAAUACCUUAUAAUGAUAAAGCAAAAAAAAUAUUUUAUACACACACACGUCCCAGCACUCAAUGCUCCCGGUCUUUUAAUGCUCCGGUGCUGUCUCCAACCAAAUUGUAUACAAUACCAGUAGAGAGCACUCAGGAGUCUUUCAAGGUAAAUUUCAUCAGUUGCUUUAUUGAGCAAUUACAAAUUCACACAAUGUUCCAGUCAACGUUUCAGUCUGUAAAAGUCUUUUACAGACUGAAACGUCGACUGGAACGUUGUGUGAAUUUGUAAUUGCUCAAUAAAGCAACAGAUGAAAUUUACCUUGAUAUAUAUAUAUAUAUAUAUAAUGUAUGUAUAUAUAUCUCUAUCAGAUUGGCUUUACCACUAGCAAUUCAGUGAAAAAUAUGCGAGGAGCAAAAGAUUCAGUGAUAUUUUGUGAUUUUAUUUUUUUUAUUAAAGAAUUGUUUUUCUGAUAAAACAAGGCCCUUUUUGAGUUUAUAUAAUAACUAAUAAAGAAAUAGUACUAGUAACCAUUUUAGGAACCUGGCAGAGAUGCUCUCCGUAUGAACACAAAAUAGGAGGUAAUGUAACUGAUUAAAAAUAACACCUCUGCAUCAUUAAUCAUGUCUGAUGAGUUUGUAGUAAUAAAUCAAAGCAAAAUAAAAUAUGAAUUAUGAGAAGAAUCAAAUUUUCUUCAUGAUUUUGUUACCUGUCCUACCAAAUGCUAUUUUUCCCCAUAUUUGUUUAUUCGAAUAUGCAUAGAACCUACCUUUUUUUUUUUUUUUUAGGUGUCCCUGAUAAUGAUGCAAUAUUCAAAAAACCACGGGAAGUUCUACAUAGAAACACACGUUUCCAGAAAGACCCUUUCAGCCAAGCUCUUAGUAAAUCCCAGCUCCAGCAGGCAGCAGCUUUAAAUGCACAGGUACUUAGACUCCACCUCUCUCUCUGUCCUGUUUCUUACUCCUGUGGAAGUCUGAUGAACAGAUUUUCUUGCCCUUCUAUUUUUGAUUUUUUUUUUUUUUCCCUCCCUUUCCACCUUUUAAUUUGUUAUACAGCAGUGGACAAAGACCUUUGAUUGAGCAUUGGUGUUUUGGCCCACAAGGCAUAUUCUUUCCCUAGUGGGUUUCUUUCUCACCUGGAGCUCCAAUCAGUACUUGUCAGGACAAGCUGUCACCUAGCAUGCAGAAUAGUCACACAGGACUAAUGAUAUCAGGAAGUAUUACUUUACUGAGAGGGUAGUGGAUGCAUGGAAUAGCCUUCCAGCUGAAGUGGUAGUGGUUAACACAGUAAAGGAGUUUAGCAUGCGUGGGAUAGGCAUAAGGCUAUCCUAACUAUAAGAUAAGGCUAGGACUAAUGAAAGUAUUUAGAAAAUUGGGCAGACUAGAUGGGCUGAAUGGUUCUUAUCUGCCGUCACAUUCUAUGUUUCUAUAGGACAAGGAAAAUAGACAGACGUGUAUUAUUGGAUCUUUGGGCAUUAUAUAAAAAGUACAUAGAAUAAGAAAUGUCAAAAUAAAGCUAAAUAUCAGUGAUAACAAAAUCGAAAAACAAAACAAGCCAAUGGUCAGGAAUUCCAGAGUCAGAAUGGUAGAGACAAGCAGGGAUCAAUAAACAACCAAUAAAGGAACAAGCUCUCAGAUUGCCAAAAAGGAAACAAACAAGGUACUGAACUCAAGUAUUUGUAAGCCGGUGCCUUUUCUUUGAUAGCCAUGCCCCUAAAACUUGAAUAGACGACAGCAAUGAUGCAAUUUUGUGUUGAUGGUGUUACAAAGUGGGCGUGGUUUCAUGAUGUUUUAAAAAGGGGGGGGGGGGCUACAUCAUCUGGCAAAGGUAUCUGAGGGUGUAAAACAGAUGUGUUGCCUACUUAGGGAGGCAGGGGCACCUGGUGAGUUGCGUAGCGUGCAAGGGUGUGCUUUCUUACACUGCUCUAUGUAGGGAUAUCUUUGUAGAGAUCACUUUUUAACUCUGGAGAGUUGUCGCCAGGUGUGUGUGUGUGUGUGUUUCUCUAUCCCAUUUGCAGGGUUCAUUUGUAUCGCCACGUGAUGAAAAAAUAUUUAACUGCAAACAAAAAUAUAAUGGGACAAAAAAAAAACAAAUUACCCGGUUUCUGGUGGCUUGAGUGUGCAAACGUCAAGAGUACCUCAUGGGGAGGAGUAUUUACUAUAUAAUGUAUCACUGACAGCCUGUUUGUGAGACUUGGGUAAUUGUAUAGGUAGUAAAUUCUCUCAAAGGCAAUCUAUUGGGAAAUUUCAACGGUGGAUUCAUUAUAGAUUUUGCUGUAAAACAAUUUGGCAGGCUUUUUAAAGUAUCCAACAACGCUAACUUGACAAUAUUUCAACAUCUUAUUGUCUUUGUUAAGAUGUGUCAAUGGAGCAGGCUGCUACUUCGUUCCAGAUUUUAGUCAUUGUGACAUAUGGGUGACUGAAUAAGCAAAACAGACACACACAUGCAUAACUUGCCUCUCACUCACACACACGUAUCAAGGCACUCGCUCACCUUGCUAUUACUCCCUUUCAUGGGUAUACAUACAUAAGUAGGUUCUCAGACACUCACAAUACUCCAUUUAAUUGCCUACCCAUUAGAAGAGAGAAACGUGUUUAAAGAUUUUCAUCUGACCAUAUGCAUGUGGCAAACUACUUGAAUUGGAAAGUUUGUCACUAGGCUUGCAGACUAUGAGGUAAUGCUGUCAUUGUUACCAGAAAAGUGAUAAAUUAUUCAUUUUUGCUACUAACAGUGACAGCAUGGCAUUCAUACACCUUGGAAGGUUGGAUGAGUGCUGUGUCUAUCUAGGGUUUCAUUCUGAGAUAUAGGAGUUACCCCACUGUAAAACGAAUGAUGAUGAUGAAAAGAAAAUUUGAGUAUGAUACACAAUUUUGAAAAGUACCAUACAGGAACAAAAGUAUUAUCACAUUGACAAUAAUAUAUUUUUAUAUUUAGUACAAGCAGGGGAAAGUUGGUCCGGAUGGGAAGGAGCUAAUACCUCAAGAAUCUCCUAAAGUUAAUGGAUUUGGAUUUGUUGCCACACCUUCCCCUGUUCCAGGUAUGUAUAUAUGACAAUUUAUAUUUAUAAUAAGGAAACUUUGAAAAAAAUCAAAAUAUAUAAUCUCUUAGUGGCCUGUAGUGGGGGGAAUCGAACGGCAAACAUCUGCUUCAUUAGGCUUCAUUUUUACAUGUUCACAAAAGAUAGAAAGUGACAGUGCAUGGAGGGGAGAUUCCAUUUGCUCAUAUGAGCACUUAUUUAUAGGGUUGUAAUUUGGCAGGGACAUCUCCUAGUAUUACAACUUUCCAAACUGUUGGACACUAGGGUUUCUUCUUUAUAUAAAUGUUGACAUGGUGUGAAGCACUGUUAAUGCAGUGCAUCAUUAGGCUGGAGAGGAGCAAGCCUUGAACCUGCAUCCUAAUAAUAAUUUCUUUUACACAUUUCUAUGCCUGUAAUAAUAGUGCAAGUGAAAUACAUUUGUGUGAGAGUUUACUCACCUUAACAAUCUUCAAUCCUAAUUGUGGGCUUCAGGUAAAAUCAAGGUUAGGAAGUUCGGUUUCACAUUUCUUGAAGAAUGCUUUUAAUUUGGCUGUAUUGGUCUAAAAUUUGAAAUCCCUUUGUCAAUUCCCAAAUCUUCACAGUUUAGUGAAUAUUCCCAUCUAUGGAAUUUAUUCUCUAAACACUGAAUUAUAGGGAAUUGAAAACCAAAUUGCAAAAUUUAGUCUAAAAUAGCUGUGACUAUUGCUGUCUUUUCCAAAAUGUUCCAAAUUCUCUAUAUUUUGAUUUAUUUUGCAAUUUGUUUUUCAAUUAACUAUACUUUUGGUGUAAUUGUUGGCUCAUCUCACCUUGUCAAUCAAGUUAUAAAGCAAAGACUGUCCAUUCACAUUCAGGCUUUGUCACAUGGAAAGGAUAACCAUGAGAACAGUGAAUUUGAAAUACUUCCUACAUUUACAAUAUAAAGGACCAGUUUUUAGGUAGUUGAAAAUGAAUAUUAACAUGCAGCCAGAUUUUAAAAAAACAACUGACAGACUCUUGAAAUAGCCAGUGCUACUCUGGGAAAAGGAAGAACAAAACGAGAAGAGAAAAAGGUAUUUAGUUACCAAAGAUGACAAGCUGCAGAAAUAUACUGAGAUUUUGGCUAUAAUGCAAAAUGAAAUGUACAAGAUUCCAAAUCAUGUGCAUAUGUAAAUGGAAAGCUUUACAUCCUCCGAUAUACUAUACAAUGAUUAUUGAACACUGCUUCUUCAGAACUGUGAAACUACAACCCAUUGUAACAUAUCCAGAUAAUACUUGUUACAUUGUGUUUGGAGGUAUUAACUUCUAUACUAAUGCUCUAACAGAUGCAAUACAUUACACUUUAACAGGGCAUGUCAACAAAACAUUUGCAAAAUUCUUGUCAUUAAAGGGACACUAUAGUCACCAGAAGCUUAAUGUAGUUGUUCUGGUGAGUACAAUAGCUCCCUUCAGGAAUUUUCAUGUGAACACUGCCUUUUCAGAGAAAAGGCAGUGUUUACUUUGCCCCUAGGGACACCUCCAAGUGGUCACUCCUCAGAUGGGCUUCUUGGCUCAGGGCUGCAUAGUAAGCAGCUCUACCGUUCAGCGUCAUGGAGACACUGAAUUUUCCUCAUAGAGAUGCAUUUAUUCAAUGCAUCUCUAUGAGGAGGUCCUGAUUGGGAAAAAAAAACAGUGUCUGGCCCCGCCCCCUUACUGAUUUUAGCCAUUCCAAUGAUUGUGAUGUCACCAAGGGGGCGUAGCUAACAUGGCAGAUCCUUGGUGAGUUUUAGGGAUCAAGAAGGAAUUUUUUCCUAGUUUGUUGCAAAAUUGGAAGCGCUUCAGACUAGGUUUUUUGCCUUCUUUUGGAUCAACAGCAAAAACAUAUGUGAGGUGGUUAAGGGGGGGUUUAGCACUAUAGGGUCAGGCAUACAUGUUUGUGUUCCUGACCCUAUAGUGAUCCUUUAACAUUCUGGAGAUUUUUACAGAUUUUCAAUAAAAUGAAAGUGUUGUGCAAUGAGGAAUCAGAAAUAAAAUAAAACCUUCUUAAUGAUUCUGCAUCUUAAGAAAUUAGCAGUCAAUGUAAAACAUGUAAAUGAUUCCAAUAGAUUCUGUUAUUCCUUUUUAUCACAUAUGAACAUAUUUAAAAAAAUGUAACAUCAUCGUGCCACUUAAAAUUAUUUGUUAUGAUUUUUGGACAACGUUUGAUUAUUUCUUUUUUUUUUUUUUUUCUCUCUAUCUGUUCCUUUCCAUUACAGGAGUAAAUGACUCCCCUCUAAUGACAUGGGGAGAAGUUGAGAGUACUCCCUUCAGGCUUGAUGGGUCAGAAACCCCAUAUUUAGAGAAGACACCUGGUCCUUCAUUUAAGGUGACUAGUUGUAAAGCAAAGCACUGUUGGGGGAAAAAUGUAUUCACCCUCUUUUAAUUAUGUUAAAUUUGCAUAUGUUUAAGCCUUGUGCUUAUAUUACUGAUGUUACCUAGCAUUUUUAUUCGGCCAGCAAUGAAAUGUUUAUGUUCCUUCCAAGCUGAUAUUGGUUCUUUUUAAAUCUGUUUUAGAUUCUUGAGCCAGGACGAAGGGAACGUUUGGGACUUAAAAUGGCAACUGAGGCAGCAGCGAAGAACAGAGCAAAGAAGCAGGAAGCCUUACGGAAAGUGACAGAAAACCUGGCAAAGUGAGUACAUUACCCUUCUUUCAGCAGAAAUGGAGGCAAACAGGAAGGUGGAUAUUAAUUCAGAAUGUGUGAGACUGGCAGUGUGUAACUGUCGAGGUUAAUAACUAUAGUGACAAAUUGUUGGAAUCCCAAGUGAAUUUCAAAUUAGGGCAAAAUAGAAGUAUAGCUGAGGGUUUUGCCUUAAAUUUGAUAUUCAUUUUGGAUUCUUUUUUAUUUAAUAUCUUUUUAUUGUAAUUUUCUUCUGUAUACAAAAACAGUUAAAACAUCAGAUACAAUAUAUAUCCAAUAAGACAUACAGUCAUGCACUUGGUUGCAUAUAUUACAUUUAACAUUUCCAUCAACGAUCGCGGUGGUGGGGACUCACCUGGCAUCCCAGGGAGUCCACCUGCUGCCGAUCUGGCCCUACUGAGCCAUGUGAUCGCGAGGUCCUUGCGAGGACCUCACGAUCACAUGGACGGCAUAGCCGUCCACAGCAUUGCCAGAAGGGGGAGUGCCUGUAAUUACAGGUACUCCCCCUGCUGCCUGUAAAAUGUAAAAUAAAAAGUGAAAUACACAGUUUAAAAUUAAAUAAAUACUUAGAUCAUAUAUUUAUUAUAUAUAUAUGAUCUAAAUAUAUGUAAAAAAAAUAAUUUUUUAUAUAUAUAUAUAUAUAUAUAUACACACACACACACACACACACACACACACACACACACACACACUGUCUAAGUGUAUUUUAAUAUAUAUUAAUAUCAAAAUACACAUAGAAUGAUAUUGAUUUUAUAUAUAUAUAUAUAUAUAUAUAUAUAUAUAUAUAUAUAUAAAAUAAAUGAAUAUGUAAAAUACGUUAAAAAAUAAAAUAAUAAAAAAUAAAUAUAUAUGUGUAAUUUCGUUCUAACUGUAUUUUAAAAUGAUUGGUUAACAGAAUGGUGAGAGCACUCAAAAGGAUUAGAAUAAUAUUACCCAAAAUGAAGUCAACCUCUGAAAUUAAACAAAAAACAACAUAGGGUAAAAAGGUUUUAAAUAAAACACUUUUGAAAUUCUGUGUUGGUCUGACUCAAAUAAGUGGAGCCACUUAUAAAGCUGGCUCGGACUGCAUGCCUUGAAUGGAUCACUGAUUGGACUUUGGCUGGGUUCUUCCCAAAGCUGGAUAUGCUGUACCAUAUGGUGUAUUGUAUUUUAAAAUGAAUAUAUAUUGAUAUCAUAAUACACGUAGAACGAAAUAAUAUAUAUAUCUAUAUACAUAAGUAUAUAUAUAUUAAUAUAAUCUCAUUUAAAAAAAUUAUAUAUAUAGAAACUUAGAAUGUAACGGCAGAUAAGAACCAUUCAGCCCAUCUAGUCUGCCCAAUAAUACUUUUAAUUAGUCCCUGACCUUAUCUUAAGUCUAGGAUAGCCUUAUGACUAUCCCAUGCAUGUAUUUGUGUGUGAAUGUAUGUAGGUAGGUAUGUGUGUGUGUGUGUGUGUGUAUAUGAAUCCUUUUACAUAAUUAGGUCAUUUUUAUUCAUUACAAUUUGCGGGACCUGCCUGAUAACCCAUGCCAAAAGUCCAAGGAAUUUAAUUUGCUAGCACUAUAUUUAACCCUGUAAGUUUCCAAGACACCAUAAAACCUGUACAUGGGGGUGUACUGUUUUACUCGUAAGACUUCGCUGAAAACAAAUAUUAGUGUUUCAAAAGAGUAAAACAUAUCACAUCGAUGACAUUGUCAGUGAAAGUGACAUUUUUUGCAUUUUUCACACACAAAUGGCACUUACACUGACGAUAUAAUUGUUGUGAUACGUUUAACUGUUUUGAAACACUAAUAUUUGAGUUCAGCGAAGUCUCCCGAGUAUAACAGUACACCUCAUGUACAGGUUUUUUGGUGUUUUCAAAAGUGACGGUCAAAUAUAAGGCUUGCGUUUGUUUUUUCACAUUGAAUUUUUUUUUUAGUAGCCACUUAGUCACAAACACUGACCAAAAUUGGCAUUCAAAUUAGUUUUUUUGCAUUUUUCACACACAAAAAAAUAUUAACACUAAAUUUGGCCAGUGUUUGUGACCAAGUGGCUACUAAAAAAGACUGGACAUACUCCAUUUGCAAUACCUUGGGUUGUCUACUAUUGCAAAUGGUAUGCCAUCAUGGGGGUAAUUCUCAUUCCUGGGCUAUCAUACGGUCUCAAAAGCAACAUAACCAAUCUGGUGAAUUUCAAUGUGAAAAAAAUUUAAUAUGCUAUAUUUGACCCUGUAACUUCUCAAAACACCAUAAAACCUGUACAUAGUGGGUACUGUUUUACACGCGAGACAUCGCUGAAUACAAAUAUGUGUAUUUUAUUGCAGUAAAAGCAAACCGACAUUCACAGUUAAAAUGUCACAUAGAACUAAAAAAAAUUUAAAUUCUUAUUUUCUCCCAUUUUGAAAAAUAUUUUAUUCAUAUUAAAUUAUGUUUCAUACCUACAUAUUUGAUGUUAAAGGAAAGCUCUAUUUCCCCUGAAUAAAAUGAUAUAUAAUAAGUGUGGGUGCACAUAAGAUGAAAGAGGUGAAUUACGCCUGAACAGACAUAUAGCGCAAGGUUCUGUUUGUUUUGAUUACGUGUACAUUUGGCUCAGUCCUUAAGGGGUUAAACGUUUCAUUAUAUUUCUUUCUUUCUAUAUAUGUCUCAACUACUUCUGGUCAUCUAGCACUAGUGUCACAAGGUUAAAUAUCAGUUAUAUUCAUGCCUUUUUUUAUAUCUAGACCAAGGUAGCCAUUCUCAUUUUGGAUUCUUAACAAUUCUCACAGUAGUGAACAACCCUGUAUAUCUAGUUGGAGCAGUGUAUAGUGUCAACUGUGUGCUUGGCAUUGUGUAUCUCUUUCUUCAAAUUAUUGGUUUAUAUGUUUUGUAUGUGUAUGUCAGAAAGGGGCACCAAGAUUUCUGAUCAUUUGAAAAUAAGUGCAAGCCAGUACAGAAUGCUUAACCGGGCUUUAGAAACCUGGAUGAUCGAAAUGCCUCUCUGCUCUCUGUUUGUGGUGUGGUGAGUGUCUAAAGUGUAAUAUUACUAGUAAAAGGUGCGUAGGGUUUGAAGGGACAGUGCCAUUUAAUUCGUCUUAAAUGUGUUUCAUUAGUUUGAGUGUGUUUACAAUUUAGUUUGAUAAUGUGAUCUUGUGCAGAAUGACUCCCUUAUUUAUUUAUUUUUAUUUUUUAACAGCCUGACACCCAAAGGACUCAACCCAUCAUUAUCACCUGCAUUGCAACGCUUAGUGAACAGGACUUCAAGUAAAUACACUGACAAGGCUCUGAGAGCCAGUUAUACACCGUCCCCUGCACACACAGGCACUCCAUCCUAUAAAACUCCUAGAGGUCUUGGCAACACACCAAACAUUACACCCACCACAAGAACAGAUUCCCAAACCCCAGUAGUUCCUGAUCCCACCUCCAUUACAGAUGAUUUGCUACAUCUUCCGAAACGACGGAAAGCAUCAGACUUCUUCUGA
Pelobates cultripes (western spadefoot toad) is the source of this 15839-nucleotide messenger RNA. NCBI's taxonomy places the organism in Eukaryota, Metazoa, Chordata, Amphibia, Anura, Pelobatidae. The record is from the annotation of a GenBank genome assembly.